Molecule: messenger RNA, 1338 nt
Organism: Menidia menidia (Atlantic silverside)
Lineage: Eukaryota; Metazoa; Chordata; Actinopteri; Atheriniformes; Atherinopsidae
Source: the annotation of a GenBank genome assembly
AUGUUCAACCUCUCCGGUCGGAGCGACGGGUCCUCGGAUGGUCAGUCCGAGCGAGGACCGAUCUGCGGGGGGUGGCUGAAUGACAGGGGGCUGGAGGCGGCGGCACUGACUGGGAACGGGCUGCGGUGGCAAGGUAUCAGGCAGAGCGGCAGGAGGGCCGGAGCUGACGGCAACCAGACGGAUCCAGGGAGAGCGAGAGCCGGACCCGAGCAGGGCUGGAUCCGGAGCUGGUUGCGGAGCACCGAGUCCGAGAGGCACGAGUCCAGGGAACGAAAACUGCGGGGCACAGAGAAAAGGGUCAACGUGAGGGACGAGGCGAAUAACACUCACGAGCUUGCGAUCCUCAAAGAGCUUGCAAAACAGAGCACGGCAACACGAACCCUGACAGAAAGAGCCGAGGUUAAAAAACUAACGGAGCUCACAUUCGCUGUACAACGUCGCCAUAUAAAUACACUUCCACCAACUGACACUGAAGAUCUGAAAACCAAAUGGCCUUUUCUUUUCAUGCCAAGAUGUAUAUAUGCACAUUUUGAGUUGCUUACAGACAUCAACGUGCUUCGUAGCUUGGAACUUGAUAUUGAAGAAUGUGGAAGGGCUAUCACUCAAUACUUCCUGGAAAAACCUACUAACAAAGCUGUCAAGGAUGUCAUCUCUAAGGGUGAAGAUAAUGAACUGUCACUUCGUGUCGUUCAGCUGCUUAUGUCACACUUUGGAGAGCACCUAACUGGGCUGAUCCUUCUUGCAGAUAGUCUAACCAAAGAUUCAACCGUCUCUGGUCUAAUGGUGACUGACCAGAACGGUUCCAGGUCAAAGCAUGUGGUUGAGGUUCCGAAAUGUCGUAAGCCAAUCAUGGAGAAGCAGCUGUUGUCCUUCUUUUCAAGUCCAAGUUACAACAUAUUGCCAAGCAGCAGUAGGCUACUGUAUGCAGUGGGAGAUGUCCUGAAGCUUCAGGACAAGCGGCAGGCUGCAUCAGAAGAGGCCAAAAGAAAUAACACUACAUACAGACUGGACCGCAGUCAGGCCCUGCUCACUUUGAGGGGGAAAUUACGCCAUGGGAAAGUGUGGCAUGUGACGCUUCUUCCUGAAGUUGCAGUCGAACUGAAGAGGCAGUACGUGGGAUGGUCCGAACAAUGUCGCCUGAAGGACUUGCAAAGAUAUGCGUGCCAUGCAGUGCAGCUGGUGGAGAGCCAAAUCACAAGUAAAAAGAACAAGACUGAAAAACAGCUCCACCUUGCCAUGUACCAGGCAUUGGCAGGCCAGAACCUGAAAGGACGUAGACCUCCCCGAUUCCGAGGACAAGGCAGAGGCCACAAGGGCAUACAAAGGACGAGGGGAUAG